UCUUCCCGCCUCUUCUCUCUUCCACUGCUCUUUUCUCUUUUCUCACUCUUCUCUUCAAUUUAGUUUCCAUUGAAUUUUAAUAGAAACCCAAACACCAAACAAAGAAAGCGAACAACCCAGAGACAGUGAAAUGCGUUUGAGGGAUGCAGAAACUGAUAAGAAGAAGCCCUUCUUUCCCUCCCCUUCUUUCUACUUCUUCCCUUAAACCCUCUUUGCCUUUUCUUAAACCCUCUGUGCCUUUUCUUUCUCUUUCUCGUCCUUUCUCCUUUACUGCUACUAAUAAUACCCCUUUCAGAAUGCCCACAGCCACUCUCCCGGGCUGCAGCUCAGCCCUUGCCGCUGCCGCUCUUACCAACAAAUUCCCUUCCUUUUCCAGGUUGUUUUAUACCACUGCUACUUUUAGUAUUUACUGUCCCAGAUUAAAUACAAGAACCUGUCUACGGGCUUGGCCUAGGAGGGUUGGGAUUCGACCGGCUUGGUGCCAUUCAGGUGGGGUGGAGGAGAAGUUGAGUACCAGUGAAGGGUCGAAGAGUUUUGGUGGAAAUGAAGGGAAAGAAGAAAAAGAGAAGCCGAUAAGGUUGAGUACAAGGCAUAAGGGUUCAGGGGUUUUGGUGGGGAGUCCGGAUUUGUUGACUAUUCCAGGUGUGGGACCCAGAAAUUUGAGGAAGCUUGUUGAGAAUGGGAUUCAAGGUGUUGCUGAGCUCAAGCACUUGUACAGGCAUAAGUUUUUUGGAAAGGCUAGUCAGAAGAUGGUUGAGUAUUUACAAAGUUCAGUUGGGAUUAUGCACAGAAAUCAUGCUGAGAGUAUAACAACUUUUAUUAAGGAGAGUGUGGAUGAAGAACUGAAGGAUUUAAACUCAGAUGUAAAACCAGCUGCAAAGAAACGGUUAACAUUCUGUGUUGAAGGAAAUAUCAGUGUCGGAAAGACAACAUUCCUUCAGAGAAUAGCUAAUGAAACACUAGAGCUACGGGAUCUUGUUGAGAUUGUUCCAGAACCCGUUGAUAAGUGGCAAAAUGUUGGACCUGACCAUUUCAAUAUAUUAGAUGCAUUUUAUGCUGAACCUCAUAGGUAUGCCUAUACCUUUCAAAAUUAUGUCUUUGUUACUAGGGUUAUGCAGGAGAGAGAGUCAUCCGGGGGAAUUAAGCCACUCAGAUUGAUGGAAAGGAGCGUUUUCAGUGACAGGAUGGUGUUUGUACGAGCUGUUCAUGAAGCAAAUUGGAUGAAUGAGAUGGAGAUCAGCAUUUAUGACUCCUGGUUUGAUCCAGUUGUAUCAUGCUUGCCAGGGCUUAUUCCUGAUGGUUUUAUCUAUCUAAGGGCAAGUCCUGAUACAUGCCAUAAGAGGAUGAUGCUGCGAAAGAGAGCAGAAGAGGGUGGAGUGAGCCUAGAUUAUCUCUGUGACUUGCAUGAAAAGCAUGAGAGUUGGCUUUUCCCUUUUGAAAGUGGAAAUCAUGGAGUACUGUCUGUUAGUAAGUUACCCAUCCUUAUGGAUAGCUCUCUGCAUCCUGAUAUCAGAGAUCGAGUGUUCUUUUUAGAGGGUAACCGUAUGCAUUCUAGUAUUCAAAAGGUUCCUGCUUUGGUGCUGGACUGUGAACCCAACAUUGAUUUCAGCAGGGAUAUUGAAGCAAAGAGACAGUAUGCAUGCCAAGUUGCGGAGUUCUUUGAAUUUGUGAAGAAAAAGAAAGAAUUAUCAUCCGCUGAAGCUGGUCAAGAAGGUAAAGUGAGUAGCCAACCUCAGAUUUCACUGCCACAGACAGGUGGAUUAUGGGUACCAGAUGGAAAACAUUUCCCAGAUUCUGCUUUCAAAUCUCUAGAAUUCCGGCGAGCCAUGUCAUACAUGUCAGGCUCAGGCCAAGGCUAGUCACUUUUUGCUGCUCCCCCCCCCCCUCUUUUUUUAUUGCAUAAUCUCGGUUUCGCUUCUAGAUGAAUCUGUUUUUGUUGGAUGUGAAUCUGGGUGGCAUGCCUCAUGUAAAAAUGUUUUUUAACCAUUAACCCUUAGGAAAUGUAGAUUUUGUUGUAAUGCUUGUUGGAUGCUUGGGCAAAUCUGAUUGUGGACCGGACUGUGAAGUCACUGAAGCUCUAUUUUAUAUUUCUAGGAUUUGUUUGGUGUAAUGGUUUUCAACGCAAUGGUGCUUUCAGUGCUAGUAACAAGUAAAAAUUCAAAUGGAUGUUUGUCCUAUUUGACAGGUUCAGAUCCUUGAUAACCAACAAAUUUUGCUGAAAUGCGAAGGCAGCCACUCCCUAUAGGACAUUUUCCUUCUCGUCUUAAGAUGUCUGGCAUCGAUUAAUACUUUGUUAUUGAAAUGCUAAAUGGUAAAAGAAAACAAAGAAAAGGCGAGUUUCCAUGCUAUAUUUCUCCUAUGAUGUUUUACUUUUAUUUGGCAUGGAAUUCAUAACUUGAUUCAACACAUGAAGGACAUCAUUAACUAGAUACAUAAAUACAUUGUUUUCCCUCUAAACGUUGAGCUCUACGAACUAUACAAGACAUUCCACCACAGCUUACAAUAUCCUGAUCCAAAAUAAAUCUAAUCUAACUUGUGAGCGGCUACAAGAAAUCAUUUCGAUAUACUGAUAAUUCCAAGAGCGAUUUUGCAGCGGGUGCCUAAGCAGUCCAGUUAAAUGUUUUGCCUAAAUUACCAUAUCCCUAGAUCAAAUGAUGGAAAACCCUCAAGCCCACCUUUCUGUAGGUUUGAUUCAGCAAUUAUCCCUUGCUUCUCCAAAGAUGACUCUGACUUGUUUUUGAGAAGCAAGAUAGCUUGUGCCUCCACGGCAUCAAGAUCAAGACCUGCAUAAAAUUGAUCAUCAUCGCCAAACUCAUUCUUAUUUGCAGUGAUUUUGUCGACUUGAGGCUGUUGAUAAGCCUUACUUGAU
Molecule: messenger RNA, 2869 nt
Organism: Durio zibethinus
Lineage: Eukaryota; Viridiplantae; Streptophyta; Magnoliopsida; Malvales; Malvaceae
Cellular component (GO): cytoplasm
Molecular function (GO): deoxynucleoside kinase activity
Source: RefSeq, a predicted model, not a curated record